This is a messenger RNA of Brettanomyces bruxellensis, 1467 nucleotides long. RefSeq lists its product as uncharacterized. The record is from RefSeq and is a predicted model, not a curated record. Lineage: Eukaryota; Fungi; Ascomycota; Pichiomycetes; Pichiales; Pichiaceae. Gene Ontology annotation, biological process: protein phosphorylation; regulation of glucose metabolic process. The coding region runs from base 1 to 1467 and encodes 488 amino acids. Gene Ontology annotation, cellular component: mitochondrion. Gene Ontology annotation, molecular function: pyruvate dehydrogenase (acetyl-transferring) kinase activity. The transcript has a single exon.
AUGUUUCAACAAUUUAGAAGGGUCCUACCUAAGGUUCCAGUCGCCAUCUCAAGAUGUAGUCGCAACAUUCACAAAGGUUCCUGCAUCGCCUUAAAUUCUCCGUCUAAAUGCCUGACAAUUCGUCAGAAAAACAUGUUGAUAGGCCAACAUAACCGUUUAUUGAGCAAUGACUCUAAAUCCAUGACGCAGAUUUUUGAUAGUGACUUUGAUCCAUCUAUAAUAACAAGGAACGGUGAUUCACUAGAGAGAUUGGAGUUGGAAGAGUUUUUGGGGAGAAUUGGUAAAGAUCCUGUUCCUACAGUGACGUUAAACGAUUUGCUUAGGUUCCAGGACAAAAUUUCGGUGGAUAGAGAAGCUGUUCUUAAUGAUAACGCUAACGAGACACUAAAAGAUAUAUUCAUUCUCGUUGGACGAGCCAUUCAAAGGUUUCUUGAUCUGCCCUACAUUGCAAUAAUGAAUCCUCACAUGGCAAAAAUAUAUCAGUGCUACACGGAUACGUUGAACAUGUUGCUUGUUUUUGUUGACAAAUGCAGUGGGAAUGAUGCCAAGGUUGUUUCUACUUCCCUAUAUGACAGCAUUGCUAACUUUCACAUCACUUCCAAGAAGCAUGAGGAAGAGUUGAUUGGCGUUUUGAGCAAGAUCCUUGAGAUUCACACAGAUAACACUGUUGAUUUACGUGAGGCAUUUGAUGAAAUCCAGGCUGGUUUGGUGAAUGAGAAAGCUUUCUUGGAUUCUCACAUGAAGGAACGAAUCUUAAUGAGAUUAUUGAUCAAUCAUCAUUUACUUCUUCACAGACAGCUUCUUGAGGCGAAAACUGGGUGGCCCAUGAAAAGUAUCGGAUCUGUUGAUAUGAAUGUUAAUGUGCUUGAUAUUUUGAGCCGUUCAUAUGAUUAUGUGAACGACAUGGCUGCAAUGAAAUACUCUGAUAAAAUUAAGAUGGAAGUUAAAAGUGUAUUCGUCAAGGCUGACGGAUCCGUCAAAGAGCAGAUAAUCCAUGACAUUGACCACAUUGAGAAGUAUGAUCCAUUGAUUUUUCCAUAUAUUUCCAACCACAUUGAAUACGUCUUUGAUGAGAUUUUGAAGAACUCAACUCGCGCUACAAUGGACAACAAUGUCUCGAUUCCCGUUGAAGUGGUCGUGGUUUUAAGGGAGCCAAAGUCGCUUCAAGACUAUUAUAAGUUGGAAGUUCGUAUUACUGAUCACGCUAAAGGAAUAAAGCCGGAGGUUGUGGAUCAUCUUUUCGACUAUUCUUUCACGACAGUCGACAAUAAGGCUUCUUCCGAUCCGAAAUUGCUUACAAAUACGUCAGACAAUAUGAUUGCUGGAAUGGGUUAUGGCCUUCCAAUGAGUUUGACAUACACCCGCCUGUUUGAUGGUGAUAUUCAUCUUAAAAGUGUGUUUGGUGAUGGUACCACCGUCUACCUAGAAUGGACAGGUAUAGCUGGCAAGAACAAAGUGUCACCUUAG